GUGCGUCUGCAGCAGCUGCAGCUCGUGCGUCUCUGCAGUUCACUGCGUCUUCCGUCAGGAACAUGGAGAAGGAUCAUUGCAGCUGCAUGUCUGUCAGCUGUUAAACCCUUAAAGUCAAAUGAAGACGAACUGACAGAUGGGGGGGUUACAGCGCCACAUCAUGAAACUUGGACAGCGGCGGUGAGGCUCAGAGCGAACGUCCUCCUCAUCUCGCUGCGUUCUGGUCGACCUUCAGGAGGGUGACCCUCGUGUUGGUGGAACACACACUGAGCGUGUUCCACGUGUGUCAGACUCACAUCAAUAAUGGAGAACAUCUUCCAAACAGCGUCCUGACAGGCCUCUCCUGCUCAUUGGAUAACAGUCAUUAAAAUUUAGCGUGUGGCGCUGCCUGCAGGAGGUGUCGGGUUCCUGCGGUGGAUGAAUGUUUCAGUCUUCCACCUGCAGGCCCCUGCAGCUGAGGGCAGAAUGGCUCUCAGGACGGCCGUCCUCGCUCUGCUGCUGCUGGUUUUCAGAGCCUCUUCUAAAAAAGGGGUCAAAUGUGGAGGCAUCCUCUCUGCUUCCUCUGGGAACAUCUCCAGCCCAAACUUCCCCGGCUUGUAUCCCUACAACCUGCACUGCUCCUGGCUGAUGGUGGUCCCGGAGGGCUCCUCCGUCCUGCUCAGCUUCCACCACUUUGAGCUGGAGCACCACGACAGCUGCGCCUACGACUACGUCAAGAUCUACAACGGCGUGUCCGAGGACGAGGGGAACCUCCUGGGGAAGUUCUGUGGAGACGCGCCCCCGCCCAGGUUCACCUCCUCCUGGAACGUCAUGUCCCUGAUCUUCCACUCGGACCGCCACGUGGCCUUCAGGGGCUUCAGUGCAGGCUACAGUAAAGACAUGUGUGGGGGGGUUCUGACCGGACUGUCGGGGGUCAUCUCCAGCCCCGGUUACCCUCAGGAGUACAGCAACAACGCCGACUGCUCCUGGACCGUCCAGGUGUCCAACGCCAGCGUGGUCACCUUCGUCUUCCUGGACUUCCAGCUGGAGAACAACGAGGGCUGUAAUUUUGAUUUUGUUUCCCUGUUUGACGGAUCCACGCUGUCACACCAGCACCUGGGCAAGUUCUGUGGGGGAGAAAAACCCCCCAACGUCAUCACCACGUCCAACCAGCUUCUGGUGGUGUUCAAGUCCGACUUCAACAUUGGAGGGCGGGGCUUCAAGGCUUACUAUUACUCAGGUGAAUGUCAGCAGGUGCUGUCAGCGAUUAGCGGUAACUUCAGCAGCCCACAUUACCCCCACAUCUACCCCAACAACAUCAACUGCCACUGGAGCAUCUCCCUGGCCGCCGGCUACCGGAUCAAACUCUUCUUCCCGGUGAUGGACCUGGAGGACCGCAACCGUCUGUCCGACCAGUGCGACUACGACUCUGUGGCGGUUCACGAUGGCAACAGCGAGGCCGACGCCCUGCUGGGCCGCUGGUGCGGCCGGGAGCAACCCCCCUUCAUCCUCUCCAAGGGGAACAAGCUGCUAGUGGUGCUCAGCACAGACCGGACCGAAGCUCACAGAGGCUUCAGCGCCUCCUACCUCGGAGUGGUCCCUGUGAACGUGAGCUGCACGCGCUCAGAGUUCACCAUCCUGAUCCCGCAGCAGUCCUUACCCCAGCUGGACCGGGAGAGCAUCUACCUGGGGAACCCCAGCUGCACGGCUCAGCUCACCUCCACCUCCUACAAGAUCCUGGCGCAGUUCGUCAACUGUGGAACGGCCAGCCAGAAACACCGGAACAUCACCAUGCUGGUCAACAAGCUCUACAUCGACUUCUCCGACGGGAAGCAGCAGAGCGUGCAGGAAUACAAGGUGCAGUGUGACGCGCAGCGGAAGGUGGCGUCCGUGUCCAUCAUCUCCGCAGAGGAGCGGCGUCUAGAGGAGCAGGCUCUGCAGACCGCCAGCCACAGCCCUGGCUACGCCGCGCUCCCCGAGGCGGAGCCUCACGACCUGAGCGACAUCGUCUUCAUCAGCAUCUGCGUCCUGGCCGUCAUUCUGAUGGUCAUCGCCAUCGUCUGGCUGGUGCUGCUGUAGCUCACAGGCUGAAGGUCCUCUUUAGAAAACUGCUGUUUGACACAAAUGUGAAGAAACUGGAGGAGCUGUAGCUGUGACAAACACGUCAUGGACCCUUUAUCACGUUUUAAACCAAAAAAAUUCCAAUAAAAACCAUCAGAUUAAA
Oryzias melastigma (Indian medaka) is the source of this 2203-nucleotide messenger RNA. It is a transcript of the gene cdcp2, whose product is annotated as CUB domain containing protein 2. Bases 418 to 2058 code for a protein of 546 amino acids. The transcript is spliced from 6 exons. The record is from RefSeq and is a predicted model, not a curated record. NCBI's taxonomy places the organism in Eukaryota, Metazoa, Chordata, Actinopteri, Beloniformes, Adrianichthyidae.